AUGCUCGGGUCCCUCCAUCGGACAUUGGCCCUAUGUGCUGUGCAACUGUUUACCCUGACAGCCUCAAUCCCAGCCCAAAUAGCCCUCGUCCACGAUCUACUCGAUAAAUAUGACAAAAAGGCGAAACCGGUGUGGGACAACAAUUCCUCGAUUAACGUCUCAUUUUCGAUGGAUUUGUAUCAGAUUCUCGAAUUGAACGAGCCGCAACAAUUUAUCCUGUUGAAUGCUUGGAUUAUUGAGCGUUGGUACGACGAGUUCCUCUACUGGGAUCCGGAUGAAUACGGUAACAUCACAGAAAUCCGAUUGCCCCACGAUUCGAUAUGGAUACCCGAUACUACACUCUACAACAGCUUGGUAAUGAAAGACGACGACACGAGACGCCUUCUAAAUGCAAAAUUGACGACCGAUAAGCGGUUGAAAGCGGCGUGGAUUGAAAUGCUGUACCCGACCAUCUAUAAAUUUUCGUGUCUACUCAAUUUGAGAUUCUUCCCAUUUGACAACCAGGUUUGCACGAUGACAUUCUCAUCGUGGACGUACGACCAAAAAGGCAUCGAUUAUUUCCCGUACUCGGAACAACUGGGAACGAGUAAUUAUCUGGAAAAUGAGGGAUGGUAUAUCAUGAAUACGAAGAUCGUGAGGAAAGAGGUGAAAUACAGCUGUUGUCCGAACAAGUACACUCUACUCGAAUUGACGCUGCAUUUACGUCGAAAGCCCCUAUUCUACCUUGUCAACCUGAUCAUCCCCACCUCCAUCAUCACCCUCAUCGCGCUGGUCGGAUUUUUCACUACUUCCUCAGCGUCCGGUAUGCGAGAAGAGAAGGUAUCUCUCGGUAUCACAACCCUUCUCUCGAUGUCCAUCUUGAUGUUGAUGGUAUCCGAUCAAAUGCCUACCACUUCUACGUUUAUUCCACUUAUUGGCUGGUUCAUUCUGAUGAUGAUAAUGGUUAUUUCCCUGGGGACAAUUGCCUCUUCCGUUAUUAUUGCCAUUCAGAAGAGAGGCCGACUAGGGGAACGGCUCAGCAAGGGAGCCUUACGAUUCGGAAAAUGUCUCUCGUACCUGACUUGUAUGCCAGUUCCUCAACAUCUACUAAAGGAGGAAAUGAUGACGGAAAUGUUCGACUCGCCCUCCGUCUCUGUUGCACCCAGUAAGAUUGAUGGAAAGAAAUCAAAGAAAGCUGAUGGAAAGAAGCAAAAGAAUGGCCCUUCUGCCCCUCCACCAGAGAAAGAGAGAAGUCAAGAACCGUUGAUUCAUCAUAGCCCUUCCAAUAAUACCAAUGAAGAAAUAGUUGCCUCAACUCCUACAACAACACGACCUGUGCCACCGAAUUCACUCAAUUUGGAUGGGGAUGCUGCGUCUCUUGAUGGAGGCUAUGAAUUGUUGCUGGAGAACCCGGACUUCCUAGAAUUCUACUAUGAACAGUGGUUAUCGAUCACGAGUGAAGCUCCAUCCUGCCCUCCCUCUGCCAAGACACCAAAGAUGAGGGCAGCACCGAAUAACCCGUUCCGACAGGAGGUAGCCCAGCACACCCUCCGAAAAUACGCGAUCGCCGAAUACGAGUGGUUGGCCACGGUGAUCGAAAGGCUGUGUUUCGCCAUAUUUGUCACUGCAUUUGCCAUCAUCACAUUCGGGAUCAACUUUAUCGGCUUCAUCCAUUGGUAUGCAAAGGGAAUGGAGGCCAUCGACAAA
Mesorhabditis spiculigera is the source of this 1686-nucleotide messenger RNA. The record is from the annotation of a GenBank genome assembly. NCBI's taxonomy places the organism in Eukaryota, Metazoa, Nematoda, Chromadorea, Rhabditida, Rhabditidae.